GUAAUCUUGAACAAUCUUGAUCUACAAAAGGUAUGCUAAUCACGCCUUCCUUGAAAUUAUUCAAAUUGUUUUCUUUUCGUCAGAUGCAUGUAUUUAGAUACCCGUGUACAAUGAACUGUAUAUAUGUAUAUAUAAUGUAUACAUAGACGCGGAAAAAGGAUACUUGGAAGCAAAGAUAGAGAACUCGAUAGUCAUGACGUACAACUAUCUAGAAUUCUAGAUGAUCACAUCUAGAUAUGCGAUGCGUCUGACCGGACAGGAGGGAGAACCAACUUAAAUGGCUUGUCCAAUAGGCUUGUGUCUAUUCGGUUCAAAGUGUGACUGCGUGUGACCGUGGGACAAAGUCAAGCAGCACAGACCAUGAGCAAGCUGGAACUUAUAAAGACCGUUUUGGGGAGAAUCGCCAAUGGUAAAAGCUUUGAUCGGUGCAUGAAAAAUGUAAAAUUGCUGUCAGCCGACGAUGGAAGAUGCAAGGCAGAGAGAAACGUAAAAUUGCUGUCAGCCGACGACGGGAGAUGCAAGGCGCAAUUUACCGUGGCGGAAGAGCACUUGAAUCAAGGUGGCUUUCUACAUGGUGGUUUUACUAGUACCGUCAUAGACUGCGUAUCUACGUACGCAUUGAUGACACACAAGACUGAUCCACCUCCUGGUGCUUCCGUAGAUCUGCAUGUGACGUUCUUGAAGGCUGCGUUUCCUGGCGAAACGGUGACGGUCGACGCUAAAACUGUGCGCACCGGGAAGACAUUGGCUUUCCUCGCAGUGGAGCUUACAAAGAACGACGGUAAGGAUAUUGUUGCCCGUGGACAACACACAAAGUACCUUCGAUCAGUUAGUCAGUGAGAAAAAAAUGUCGAUACAUGUAUAUAAUGUCCAUAAUAAAGAGUAAGAUCUCA
Molecule: messenger RNA, 893 nt
Organism: Vollenhovia emeryi
Lineage: Eukaryota; Metazoa; Arthropoda; Insecta; Hymenoptera; Formicidae
Product: acyl-coenzyme A thioesterase 13-like
Exons: 5
Coding region: 361-840 (159 amino acids)
Molecular function (GO): fatty acyl-CoA hydrolase activity
Source: RefSeq, a predicted model, not a curated record